Molecule: messenger RNA, 2899 nt
Organism: Macrosteles quadrilineatus (aster leafhopper)
Lineage: Eukaryota; Metazoa; Arthropoda; Insecta; Hemiptera; Cicadellidae
Product: tubulin gamma-2 chain-like
Exons: 11
Coding region: 88-1467 (459 amino acids)
Biological process (GO): cytoplasmic microtubule organization; mitotic cell cycle; microtubule nucleation
Cellular component (GO): nucleus; centrosome; spindle
Molecular function (GO): GTP binding; structural constituent of cytoskeleton
Source: RefSeq, a predicted model, not a curated record
AGCUGGAUUAUACAAAACUUACCUAUUUUUUCAAUUAACUUAGUUAUUUCUUUAAUACCGUAAGUGUGUGGUCCUUAUCAAAACAAAAUGCCAUGUGAAAUGAUAACAUUGCAACUUGGCCAGUGUGGUAAUCAAAUUGGCUUUGAAUUUUGGAAGAAAUUAUGUGCUGAACAUGGAAUUAAUCCGGAAGGGAUUCUUGAAGAUUAUACAACCGAGGGAGUGGACAGAAAAGAUGUAUUCUUUUACCAGGCAGAUGAUGAUCACUACAUUCCUCGAGCCGUCCUUCUUGACUUGGAACCCCGAGUGAUACACACGAUUAUGAAUUCUCCAUAUGCAAAGUUGUACAACCCAGAGAAUGUGUAUCUGUCAAAGCACGGGGGCGGAGCAGGUAACAACUGGGCAUCUGGUUACAGCCAGGGUGAGAGACUUCAUGAAGAGAUCUUUGAUAUCAUUGACCGAGAAGCCGACGGCAGCGAUAGUCUUGAGGGAUUUGUUUUAUGCCAUUCUAUUGCUGGAGGAACAGGAUCAGGAAUGGGUUCGUAUCUACUUGAGAGGCUCACCGACAGAUAUCCCAAAAAGAUAAUAGAAACAUAUAGCGUAUUUCCCAACCAAGAUGAAAUUAGUGAUGUGGUCGUGCAGCCAUACAACUCUCUGUUGACACUCAAGAGGCUGACCAAGAGUGCGGACUGUGUGGUAGUACUGGACAACACUGCACUCAACAGAAUAGCCACAGACAGACUACACAUACAGAACCCUUCCUUCACUCAGAUCAACUCUCUUGUGUCUACAAUAAUGUCUGUCAGCACUACAACUCUCAGAUACCCUUCCUACAUGAACAAUGAUCUUAUUGGAUUGAUUGGUCCUCUCAUUCCAACUCCAAGACUUCACUUUCUGAUGACAGGCUACACACCACUGGCCAACGAACACGAGGCUACUUCUAUUCGCAAGACUACAGUACUGGAUGUGAUGAGGAGACUGCUUCAGCCCAAGAACAUGAUGGUGUCAACAGCACUGGACCGAAACUCAGAUCAUUGCUACCUCUCAAUACUAAACAUCAUACAGGGAGAGUUAGACCCGACCCAGGUACACAAGUCACUUCAGAGGAUCAGAGAGCGUAAGCUGGUACAGUUUAUCCCGUGGGGUCCUGCCAGUAUACAGGUGGCUCUCUCCCGUAAAUCACCUUACGUCCCCACCACCCACAAGGUCUCCGGUCUCAUGCUUGCCAACCACACAAACAUAUCUUCCCUGUUUGAUCGAGCUCUUCAACAGUACGACAAGCUUAGGAAGAGAGAAGCCUUCUUGGAGCAAUUCCGUAAGGAAGCCAUGUUUAAGGACAACCUAGAUGAGCUGGAUCACUCCAGGGAGGUUGUACAGGAGCUGGUAGAUGAGUACUGGGCGGCUACCAAGUCUGACUAUCUCACCUGGACCAGCAGUCGUUCUAAGGGCCAAGGUGACGCAGGAGAAUGAAGAUAAAAGAAGCUUGAGUCUAGAUCCUCAACAACUACAGAUCUGCCAUCUAGGUCUAUAUUUAUUUUUGUACAUAAUUUUGUAUUGAUAUGUUUUACUAGUUAGUCUGUAAAAUAAGUUUUCACUUUUUGAUGAGUAAUGUAUAACAGAUUUUUGUAAAAUUAUUUUGUUACCACCGUUAUAAAUAUUGUUAGAUAUAUAAUCUUAAACUUAAUUUUUGAUAACUGAAAAGUCAUCGUAUAUCUUUCAUCUCCGUUAACUGUACUAUUCAACAUGUUAAUGACUAUUUAAAUAUUAAUUUUUUAAUAACUGAAAUGUUAUCUGUAUCUUUCACCUACAUUAACUGCACUAAUUAAUCGUGUCGUGUUGAUGACUAUUUGAACGUUUGUUUCGUAACCAACCAUGACAGGUUGUGCUGUUGUUAUUCCUCAAAUGUAGAGAUAUAAAAAGUGCCAUCUGUAGUAUUCUAAAAAAAUGAUGUCUUCCUUUUAUAUGUUAAACAAUUUCUUGACGACAAACCUUUUCCAACAUGGAAUCAAGAAAAUAUCUCAAGUAAUUAUUUUAUAUUCUUGAGUGUGGCAGAUUGCGUGAAAAUAUAAUAAUAAUAUCUAUGGUUCUUACCGUCAACGCAAUCAGGGGUAAUAUUCCACUACGACCGUUUCGGAGAUGACUCCAUCGUCAGGUGCGUAGUGGUACACUAAACUAUAGUCUUGUCACAUUUAACACGAAUUGUCUUCAUUUGCAUUGCGUCAAGGGUUGAAUAAAUAAUACACAUAUAAGCACAGGACGGACACACGAAAACACGAAUACGCGAAAACAUUUAGAGCGUGUGCACGGCUUGAAAACUGACGACCGACUGUUCAAUCCUGGUCACUGCAGGAGUUACAUGGAUGACUGGUAAGAACGUGCGUUGACGGUAAGAACCAUAGAUGUUAUUAUUAUAAUAAUUUUAUUUACAUUUUGUCUAAAACAUUGUUGUUUGUUACAUGUCUAAAACUGUGGAAUAAGACAUCACAAUUUUUGAUUGAAAAAUAAUUUCUUGUAAAAUGUUUUAGCUAUACUUUUAUUAGGUAAGGUAUAAAACUUAUUUUUUUUAACAUUCCGUUUUGCACGUGUUGUUUUUCUAACAAAAAUCACAAUUUUAUUACUUACCUUUUAAUUAAUUGUUAUGCUUUAUUUUCAUUUUUAACAGCUUUAUUGUUUCUCAUAAACAAGUAAAGAGUGACAUGAAUUCAUGGAACAUAGAGUCUCAAUAAACAUAGUAUUUUACCUGACUAGUACACAUAUUAACAGGAAGUAGAAUUUGAGGUUUUAACUCAAUCCAAUGAAUUGGCAUUAUAAUUUUUUUUUUAUAAUCUUGUUAUUUAUGUGGUAAUACAGUGUUAUAUGAGCUAUAACUAUCUACUAAUAAAUGUUUCAACUUUUAAAUACA